GGAGCAAGAUGAGGGGGUGCAGAGUUAAUACAAGAGCACUAAAGCCUGUUAUGAGAUCCAGAAGCUAGAACAAAGCUGACAAGUCAUGUCUAUCUCUACCCCUUGCAAAGGAACUUAGAGCACGACUCAUUCCAUUGUCCCAGGACUCCAGACGACUUUUAGCAGAAAGGCUGUCAGGGCACACCAUGCAUAAUAAUAGCAGGCUGCCAAAAGGGAGCCUAGAAAAUAGAGGUGCCCUGAUGCCUCAUAUUGGCACAGAUAAAAGGAAAAUUGACAUUAUUGGCAAUCAGCUUUUUGCGGCUGAUGUGGCCGAUAAUUUCGCCAAUGAAUGCUGCAUGCAUGCGCACAGCACACAGGCGGCCAGGAGUGCAGCUCAACAGCGUGGCGAGCAGCAUCCAGCUGUACAGUGCUCCUUUACUUUUGCAGAAAACCCCUGGACCAGGAGUCAGUCCAGCUUCUUCCACUCCGGAGUCCUGUCCUACAGUGCUCCACAUGAGUACUAAUGCUGCCUUUGGUCGGUGCCAACGGAAUGACCGGACUGUGCACAAGCCCAUUACUGGAGGAUUGCUUCCCUCCAAGUCCAUUACAAUCAAGGGGAACGUUCUUUCCAACAGCAACAGGUUCCACAUUAACUUGAAGUCCGGCAAUGACAUUGCAUUCCACCUGAACCCAAGAUUUGAUGAGAACGUCAUUGUCCGAAACUCAUUUGUGCAUCAGACCUGGGGGACGGAGGAGCGUGAUAUGCCGGGCACAAUGCCACUCGCACAGGGACAGAACUUCACUAUUCGGAUUUCAUGUCAAGAUCAUUGCUUCAAGGUGGCUGUGAAUGAGCAAGACCAGUUUGAGUAUAAGCAUCGUGUUCAAAACCUGCAGCAGAUUGACACUCUGGAAAUUACAGGUGACGUUACCGUGACCGAUGUCCAAAUCUGAAGUUUACAGGGCAGUAAACUGUGAGCUUCUCCUUGCCUCCUACAAUGAGCAAAGUCAGCUGCUUGCCUUCUACAAUGAGCCACAGGCUACAGAAUUUACCAGAUCAUAUGUAAUCAAGUAGAUCUCCCUUGUACAAAAGGCUUUGGCAAAUGUUACCAACCGAUUUUCUUCGCAUUUUUUAAUAUCAGCUUGUAUUUUUUGCCCUAUUUGAUUAUGGGACCUUCCCUUCUGUUCAGAAAGGAUUGGUAAUUUUAAGCUUUUUACUAUACUCUAUUUUCCUUAACUUUGUAUGCAAAUAAUAACUUUUUUAUUAAACUUGUUAAUAUAAACUCAGGUGAGCACGUUGGUUUCUUUUGAAGCAGUUAAUAAAAACUUCUAUUCCCUCUUA
Molecule: messenger RNA, 1318 nt
Organism: Alligator mississippiensis (American alligator)
Lineage: Eukaryota; Metazoa; Chordata; Crocodylia; Alligatoridae
Gene: LGALS9
Product: galectin 9
Exons: 7
Coding region: 304-930 (208 amino acids)
Biological process (GO): negative regulation of CD4-positive, alpha-beta T cell proliferation; negative regulation of type II interferon production; positive regulation of gene expression
Cellular component (GO): nucleus; cytosol
Molecular function (GO): carbohydrate binding; galactoside binding
Source: RefSeq, a predicted model, not a curated record